Molecule: messenger RNA, 786 nt
Organism: Aspergillus affinis
Lineage: Eukaryota; Fungi; Ascomycota; Eurotiomycetes; Eurotiales; Aspergillaceae
Product: SDR family oxidoreductase
Exons: 3
Coding region: 1-786 (261 amino acids)
Source: RefSeq, a predicted model, not a curated record
AUGGCUGGAGCAACUCGAGGCAUUGGGCGAGCGAUAGCGUUGCAUCUUGCAAGUCGAGGAGCGUCAAUUCUGGGAACGUUUUCUUCCCCUGAGUCAGCACAUCGGCUUGACGAACUCACCCGCACGGUGCUUGACCUGUACCGUGGUUUUGAGGGCCACGCACCUAAAAUUGUUGGAGUUGCCGCCAAUGUGCUCUCCCUUGAUAGUCCCAGGCUGAUAAAGGAGGCUCUGAUUGGCCAUUUCGAAGGCAAAGUGAACAUUGUUAUCAACAACGCCGCCUAUGAUCCAAUGCGCGCAAUGGGAAAUCUCGACGAUGACUAUGUGCGAAAGGUAUUGAUGGGAAAUACACAUGCUUUGGUCAUGCUGAUGGAUGCCCUUUAUGCCAACAACAUCAUUCAACCGAACUCAAGGAUUAUCAACAUCUCAAGCGAGUCAGGUCGCAGAAUUCCAUUCCCAGAGAUGUAUCUAGUUGGAGCUACCAAAGCAACAAUGGAAGCACUCACGCGGUCUUGGGCUGACAUAUUGGGCACCAACUCUAUGACAAUAGGUACAACUGUGAACGCUCUCCUGGUUGGUGCAACCGCCACAGAUGCCCUUCUCCGAGAGGCUCCCACCGCAUUUCGACAGAAGGCGACUGAUGCUCGUCAGUCCGGCUCAAAUCUCAUCGAUGGAGUGGCGCUGCCCGAGGACAUUGCGAAUGUUGCCGGUUUACUAGUCAGUGAGAGGGCGAACUGGGUGACAGGAAGCGUGGUCUGUGCAAACGGUGGCAAAUUCAAAAUCCUGUGA